GGGGGGGGGGGGGGGGGGGGGGGGGGGGGGGGGGGGGGGGGGGGGGGGGGGGGGGGGGGGGGGGGGGGGGGGGGGGGGGGGGGGGGGGGGGGGGGGGGGGGGGGGGGGGGGGGGGGGGGGGGGGGGGGGGGGGGGGGGGGGGGGGGGGGGGGGGGGGGGGGGGGUCGGGACCCGCCGCUGACACCCUGCGCCUCCUGA
This is a messenger RNA of Ficedula albicollis (Collared flycatcher), 198 nucleotides long. RefSeq names its product putative glycine-rich cell wall structural protein 1. Lineage: Eukaryota; Metazoa; Chordata; Aves; Passeriformes; Muscicapidae. The transcript is spliced from 3 exons. The annotation marks the transcript as partial. The record is from RefSeq and is a predicted model, not a curated record.